Messenger RNA from Blepharisma stoltei, 1628 nucleotides. NCBI's taxonomy places the organism in Eukaryota, Ciliophora, Heterotrichea, Heterotrichida, Blepharismidae. The record is from the annotation of a GenBank genome assembly.
AUGGGCUGUUGCGGAUCUUCAAAUCCAAAUAAGCAAAUAAUAAUUUCACCACUAACAACUUCACCUCAGAAGAAAAACAUGAAAGUUUGUGCAGGGACUUUUAUAAAAACGCAGCUCUCUCCUUUUUCUGAAGUCUACAUGCAAGGAAAUCGAAUAGGGCUAGGUGGCUUUGGAGAGGUCAGAAGGUGCACCCACCGUAUAACUGGGGCUCUGCGUGCUGUAAAAAUUUACUCAAAAGAGCUUUUUGGUCCAAAUUCAACUCAGCAAGGGAAAAUGCUCGAAGAAAUGGAAAUUCUAACUACCCCUCAAUGAGCAUGAUUAAAUUUUACACGAUUAUUGAGAGUUUUUUUUUUUAUUAAUAAAUUUAUAUUAAAGAUGCUUUUCUAAAUUUAAAAAAUUUCAAAAAACGAAAUAAAAUUAUAAAUUUAAUAUAUUAAAAAGUCUCUGGGUAGGGAGUAAGGAAAUUGGACCAUCCUAACAUUAUCAGAGUCUAUGACUUUUUCGAAGACUCAAAGAACUACUAUUUAGUUAUGGAGUACUGCGAAGGUGGCGAACUCUUCAACAAAAUAGAGAAGAUGGCUAAGUUCAGUGAAGACGAUGCUGCCUUGAUAAUGAGGCAGUUGAUGUCAGUUGUAGCAUUUUGCCAUUCAAUGGGAGUUAUCCACCGAGACCUGAAACCAGAAAAUAUCAUGGUUGAGGAGAGAAGCAGAAAGCUAAAUAUAAAAAUAGCAGAUUUUGGGACUGCCUGCUAUUUGGAUCAAAACCAUGAAACUACUGGGGUUAUAGGGACUGCCUAUUAUAUGGCCCCUGAAGUAUUUGCUGGGUCAUAUAACGAAGCAUGUGACGUUUGGAGUUGUGGGGUGAUCAUGUAUAUUUUGCUAACAGGCAAUCCUCCGUUUGGAGGCAAAACUGAUGAAGAAAUCAUUGCAAAAGUAAAAGAGGGAGCUUAUAAAACAGAUUCUCCAGAAUUCAGCUUAAUUUCACCAGAAGCCAUUGACCUAAUAAAAAAACUGAUAGCUCCUUUAAAUGAAAGAAUUUCUGCUUCGCAGUCUUUAAGCCACCCGUGGCUUAACCGAAGCAGGCCAACAGUUGAAGCACCUGUGCUAAAAGCAGUAAUCACAAACUUGCAAGACUUCCGAAGCACUUUGAAAUUGAGAGACGCAAUUCUGACUUUUAUUACUUCACAGCUUGUCAAUUAUAGAGAACUCAAAGAGCUGAGAGAUGCUUUUGUCAUUUUAGACCAUGACGGGGACGGAAAAAUCGGUAAAGAGGACCUUUUCGAACAAUUAAGUGGCAUUGUUCCAGGAGAUGCUGCUUAUACCCAAGCUGAAGAAAUCCUGAUGAAUGUAGAUAGCAACAAUGACGGAUACAUUGAGUUUACAGAGUAUUUAAGAGCCACCAUCGACAAAAAGGUGCUACUUUCCAACGAAAACCUUUUGGCUGCCUUUUCAAUUUUGGAUAAGCAUAAAACCGGGAAAAUUUCAGUUGCAGACUUCAUGAGCGUUCUUGCGGAUAGAGAAGAAUACGAUCUGAACUUGUGGAGCGAGCUCGUCAGGGAGGCGAACCCUGAUGGAAGGGGAGAGUUUGAUAUGGAAGAGUUCACCAAGCUCCUGAUGAACAAGAUCUAG